AUGGAUUUUAUAUUCAAGCUUCCCCCCACAGUUCAGAGGCAUGACGGUAUUUGGGUGAUUGUGGAUCGACUUACUAAGUUUGCACAUUUCCUACCCAUUCGUGAGAAGUUUUCUCCUCAGAAGUUAGCAGAACUUUUUAUGAAUCAUAUAGUUAAGGAUCUCAAGUUUGAAAUUAGCGAUCGAGUAUUCUUAAGGCUCUCUCCUUGGAAAGGUGUAGUACGUUUUGGAAAACGAGGGAAGUUAAGUCCUUGCUACAUUGGACUGUAUGAGAUAGUAGAGAGGAUAGAUCCAGUGGCUUACAAGAUUGACUUGCCGGAGGAGCUUUCUCGAAUCCAUGAUGUUUUUCACAUGUCCAUGCUCCACAAGUAUAUCUCAGACCCAUCACAUAUGUUGGAGACAUCGGAGAUUGAAUUUAGGGAUGACUUGUCUUAUGAGGAGCAGCCAGUGCAAAUUUUAGGAAGGGAAGAGAAAAGGCUUCGCAACAAGACUAUAGCUUUGGUGAAGGUUCUUUGGAGAAACCAAAUUGUCAAGGAGGCGACUUGGGAGUGA
This is a messenger RNA of Ziziphus jujuba (common jujube), 549 nucleotides long. RefSeq lists its product as uncharacterized. Bases 1 to 549 code for a protein of 182 amino acids. NCBI's taxonomy places the organism in Eukaryota, Viridiplantae, Streptophyta, Magnoliopsida, Rosales, Rhamnaceae. The transcript has 2 exons. The record is from RefSeq and is a predicted model, not a curated record.